AUGGACAAAGAGCCGCAGUCCGACCAUAAUUACGCGUCGUCUGAUGGGAAAACCCAGCAAUUGGAUGAUGUAGCUGAAUUAGCGGGAAAAGAUUUUGGAGGUUACGUUGCGCAAGGCGACCAGGUGCGUUCUAGUCAGCCAGUGCUGCCAGGGAGUAGCAAUGAUUUUGUACAGAAAUCCACAGUGCCCUCCGGCGCUGAUAGUAAUCUUAUCAGUAUAAACAAGGCGCAAGAACAAAGUAUUGAUACGAAUAGUCUAUUAGCCGUAUUGUUAGAGCAAAAUCGACUUCUUAUGAACCAAAUGAAUGAAAUUAUGCAACAGCGAUCGGCACCGAGCCCAGUCAGUGUUCAUAGUGUUGGAUCGAAUGGUCCGAAUGGAUACUACGUGAUGCCGGAUUUUCAUCAGUCAUUACCCGACUUUAUCGGAACCGAAUCUCACGCUGAAGCGUCGAACUGGAUUAAGGGCAUCAAUUCGACUGCCGAUUUACAUAGCUGGCCAGAUACCUUCAAGCUCGAAAUUGUACGAACGAAACUUAAAGGUGCUGCUCGUAAUUGGUACUUGGGGCGCAAUUUCUCUAGUUGGGAACACUUUGAGCAACAGUUCAAAGAUGCUUUUAUUGGCACGUUAGCAUCAAUUGUCGACCUUACGAAAUUGUUGAUUGCACGUCAACAAAGAAAAGGCGAAACUGUUAACGAAUAUUUCCACGAUAAAGCUCGUAUGUGCCGGGAGCUCAAACUUGACUUCGAUGAGUCCAAACGGCAAAUUGUUGAAGGUAUAUUUUCGCGUGAACUGUGUGUUUAUUUAUUGAGUAGAAGCCACAGAAAUGAAAAUGAGUUACUAAUUGAUAUUGUUACGUUCAAUAAGAUAAAUGACUCCCGAGCUGCUCGUUUCAAGACUGUACCGCGACCAGCGCAGGAAGAAGUAUUAACCAAGACUGAUAGCCUUAAGCCUGUAGUAGUAAAUAAGCUUUCUAGUUCAGUUGUGAAUCCUAAACAGUCAUCUCAUAAGGGUAAGGCCCGAUGUUACAACUGUGGAUCGUUCGAGCAUAUUUCACCAGCUUGUACUAAGCCAAAACGACCAAAGGGUUCAUGUUUCAAGUGUGGGUCUGCAGAUCAUCAGAUUAGCCAGUGUCCUUCAGAUCAGGGUCCAGCCAACAUUCAGCAUCAGCAAGCUCCUAACGACUCAGCCAUGGUAUUGCAGCAGUCAGAUGUGGUAACUCCAGCUUAUAUUAUAAAUAUAGAUGUAAAAUUUAAUAAUAGUUUGUUGUCAAAUAUUUUGGCCGUUGUUGAUACUGGUAGUCCUAUAAGUUUAAUUAGAGAACAAGUGUUACCAGAACUUACUGAAAUUGUAACUAGUCCAACUAACUCUGGUAUUGUAGGUAUUAAUGGAUCAGAAUUGAUAAUUUUAGGUCAGAUGUAUGUAGAUGUUUUUCAGCCUAAUAUUGGCGAUCCACUGAAUAUUAAAUUAAAAGUAGUGCCUAAUGAUACAAUUAAAUGUGAUUGUUUACUGGGUAGAGAUUUUCUGUCGCAUCCAAGGGUCAUUUUUGGAGUUAAUAAUGGUAGUUUUGAAAUUGAAAUUAAACGUAGUGACAUAAUAUCAUUUAAUGAAAUUCUUAACUUGGAGAUUUUGAAUAUUAAAAAUGACAGUAUUGAUCUUAGGUUGGACCAUACUCUACCUGAGCAUAUUAGAGUGAAUAUGAAUAAUAUAUAUAGGCAAUUUUAUUUAGAUAAUACUAACGAGCAAGAUAAUGAACCAUUAGUUAGUGAACCUUUACAGAUAGUCCUAAAAAGUCAGGAUGUGUUUAGCUUCCAACCAAGACGAUUGUCAUAUUAUGAAAAAAAUAAAUUACAAGAAAUUAUAAAUUCCUUACUUGAAAAUGGUGUAAUUAGAGAAAGUAACUCAGAGUAUAGUAGCCCAAUAGUGUUGGUAAAGAAGAAGUCUGGUGAACUGAGAUUGUGCGUUGAUUAUAGAGAACUCAACAAAAGAUGCUGCAGAGAUAGGUAUCCAAUUCCACUAAUCGACGAUCACCUUGACCUAUUGAGAGGGAAAAAAUAUUUCUCGAGUCUUGAUUUAAAAGAUGGUUUUCACCAUAUUGAAGUGGCCGAAUCAUCCAGGAAGUACACAUCUUUUAUAUCUCCAUUAGGCCAAUAUGAAUUUUGUAAAAUGCCAUUUGGACUUUGUAAUGGUCCAAAGACUCUUGAGGAUCAAUUAAAUAUUUUAUCACGAGUUUUUGACCUGAUGAGGAAACAUAAAUUGCAAUUGAGGUUAGAUAAAUGUCAAUUUCUUAAGCGUGAAAUUAUUUACUUAGGAUAUCAAGUUGAUGCAUCCGGUAUUCGGCCUAAUCCUAAAAAUGUUUCGGUUAUUAAGGAUUAUCCUGUUCCAAAUCAAAUUAAUGCUUUUGAAUUAAUCAAACUUAAACUCUGUGAAAAUCCACUAUUAUGUUUAUUCAAUCCAGGUGCUGAAACUGAAUUGCAUUGCGAUGCAUCAAGUCAAGGAUUUGGAUCCAUUUUAUUACAGAAACAAUCUGAUGGGAAAUUUCACCCUAUUUUUUUUUAUAGUCAUCGGACAUCCGAUGCAGAAUCUCGAUACCAUAGCUUUGAGCUAGAGAUGUUGGCCAUAGUUAACUCAAUUAAAAGAUUUAGAAUUUAUCUACAGGGCAUUAGGUUUAAGAUUGUAACAGAUUGUAAUAGCAUAACGAUGACUCUAGCGAAAAAAGAUAUCAAUCCAAGAAUUGCCAGAUGGGCAUUGUUCUUGCAGGAUUUUGAUUAUCAGAUAGAACAUAGACCAGGUACGAGAAUGCAACACGUUGAUGCUUUAAGCCGUAACCACAUAUUAGUUAUUGAGGGGUGUACCUUUAACCAAGCACUCUCAAUCAAGCAAAGCUGUGACCCAGAAAUAAAGAAAUUAGUUAAAAUGUUGGAAUCUUCAGAGCACAAGCUCUAUGAAUUCGAAAUGGUCUGGUUUAUAGGAAGAGUAAUGGGCGUCUUUUGUUUUAUGUCCCAGCUGAUAUGUGUAGUAAUGUGA
Messenger RNA from Myzus persicae (green peach aphid), 3024 nucleotides. RefSeq lists its product as uncharacterized. The transcript is spliced from 3 exons. Lineage: Eukaryota; Metazoa; Arthropoda; Insecta; Hemiptera; Aphididae. Gene Ontology annotation, molecular function: nucleic acid binding; zinc ion binding. The coding region runs from base 1 to 3024 and encodes 1007 amino acids. The record is from RefSeq and is a predicted model, not a curated record.